AUGGAAUCUGCAACAAGCCGUCUUGGUGAAUUGGAGAAGUCCUACAGUGACCUGGCGCAGUCGCUUCACCGUCCCACCAAUGUGAGAUACACGGUGCUUUGGGACUUGGGUGCACUACUCCACACCCUUUACACAUGCUUUCCCCAAGGUUGCGACGACUCAUCGUCCAUCAUUCAAUCGUUAAGGAGUUUCUUUCAGAAAAAGCCGCCGAAGCCAUGUGCCUCCAUGAUGCGGAAGGAACUAUGCCAGCUUCGUCAACAGGCCAACCGACAGCGCUGGAUCUGUUGGGAAAGUGAUGCAACAGGUCUCGAAGUUGAGGUUGCUAUGCUGAGUGGACGAUCUUGGAAAUUCAUCAUUGGCAACACGGCCAAGGGUGUGGAGGUCAAGGAACGACUGGCUGAAUUGUCAGGGAUUCACCAGACUGAGCUAUCUCUCGUUUGCAACGGCAGACAAAUCAGAGAUGACGAGGUGCUUCUGACAACUUGCUUCUCUGAACUUGCUGGCCCACCUCCGCAACUGCAGCUUCUUAGGAUAUUCAGGCCGUUCGCUUUGACUUGCAGCACAGACUGUACGCUGAAGAUGUGGGACAUGGAGCGAGCAGAGUGUGUGCAAACGCUGCGAGGUCAUGGAGAUGGUGUCAUGGCGGUCGCGGUCGAUUGGAAAUCGAGAUAUGCGGUAAGCGGCGCACAUGUUCGCUACCCAG
Molecule: messenger RNA, 703 nt
Organism: Symbiodinium necroappetens
Lineage: Eukaryota; Dinophyceae; Suessiales; Symbiodiniaceae
Source: the annotation of a GenBank genome assembly